UGCGAUUAACCUUUCUGCUCUUCGUGGGGGAAAUAAAACUAGAAUUUGCUCCUCCGUAAAUCUACGUGCCCCCGGCUAACACCCAGAACACCACCCUAGCACCAAGCGACCGCGAGGCACGCAGGCGGCGAUGGCGGCGGCGAACACGGGGGACGUGGAGGUGGUAGACUUCGACUCCGACGACGACGACCUCAUGGACUACGACGCCCCCGAGGUCAAUCCGACCCCGGCCGCCGCGCGCCUCCGCUCCACAAUAGCCGCCGGCGGGGACUCCUCCGCCGCUGCGCGUAAGACUAAGGGCCGCGGCUUCCGGGAGGAGACUUCUUCCUCGCGCCGCCUCGCUGACCGCGGUGACUUCCACUCCCUCGGCUCCGACGACGGCCCCGGGCCCCUUAGAUCUAUUGAAGGGUGGAUUAUUUUGGUAACUGGGGUUCAUGAAGAAGCACAGGAGGAUGACCUCCAUAAUGCUUUUCGGGAGUUUGGGCAGGUCAAGAACCUGCAUUUGAAUUUAGAUCGUCGUACUGGAUUUGUCAAGGGAUAUGCUUUGAUUGAAUAUGAGAACUUUGAGGAAGCCCAGGCUGCAAUAAAAUCAAUGGACAGAACUGAGCUUGUUACACAGAUAAUAAAUGUUGAUUGGGCAUUUAGUAGUGGCCCUGCCAAGCGAAGAAAUGUUCGCAGGAGAUCAAGGAGCCCUCCCAGGAGGAGAUACUGAGCUUGCUUUCUCCACCAUGUGGUAAGGAGCGCUUGUGUGAUGAGACAUUGGUGGCUUCCGAGGCUUUGCUUUCCCGAUUUCACGAGUGAAGUUUGAUGCAUGAUGGUUGGCUUUCAGUUUCCAACUAGCCAUAGUAUGACCGCUGUAUCUCAUUUCCUGUUUCUUUUUUCAUUUGGUGUAUGUGGGUGUGCUCAAACAUGCCAUGAGAAUUAAGUCUUGGAUUGUAAUUGUAACGUAUGGUACUCUGGAAUGGAUGCUUCGACUUCUAUAUUAUUCAUUGCUGGACUUCUAUAUUA
This is a messenger RNA of Phragmites australis (common reed), 1008 nucleotides long. RefSeq names its product RNA-binding protein Y14A-like. The record is from RefSeq and is a predicted model, not a curated record. Gene Ontology annotation, cellular component: cytoplasm; nucleus; exon-exon junction complex. The transcript is spliced from 4 exons. Lineage: Eukaryota; Viridiplantae; Streptophyta; Magnoliopsida; Poales; Poaceae. Gene Ontology annotation, biological process: RNA splicing. Gene Ontology annotation, molecular function: mRNA binding. The coding region runs from base 131 to 712 and encodes 193 amino acids.